UCUCAUUCCGGACCGGGCCGGGUCUCGGUUGUGGGCGGACUCAUGGACGCCCCGCCCCUUUCGCCCGGAGGGGGCGGGGCGUCGGGCCGUGACGCCAUCAGAGGGCGCCAGCGGAGGGCCCGGCCGCGAGUGGGAGAUGGAGUCGGUGUUGGCUCUGCGCGGCCUGGUGCUGCUGCGGGACUCCGUGGAGUGGGAGGGGCGCAGUCUCCUGAAGGCGCUUAUCAAGAAAGCUGCGUUGGGUGGGGAGCAGGUCCACGUCCUGGGCUGUGAAGUGAGCGAGGAGGAGUUUCGUGAAGGUUUUGACUCCGGAGUCAACAGCCGGCUGGUUUACCAUGACCUCUUCAGAGAUCCUCUCAACUGGUCACAGACUGGGGAGGCCCCUCCGGGGGGGCCCCUGGGAGCCUUGCAGGUCACGUGCAAGAGGGCCGGCCCUGGUCCUGUCACAGUUGCGCUCGACUCGCUGAGCUGGCUGCUGCUCCGCCUCCCCUGUGCCGCUCUCUGCCAGGCCCUCUGUGCCCUGGGCCGCCAGCACGCCCACCCCGGCGGCGGCCCCGCGGGGGAGCCGGUGCGUGUGCUGGGCCUGCUGCAUGGCGAGCUCCAUGGCCCGGGCCCCCGGGGAGCACUGAGCAGCCUCGCCCAGGCCGAGGUGACCCUGAGCGGCACAGGGGGCCAGGCCUCGGCCCACAUCCUCUGUCGGAGGCCACGACAGCGCCCCAGCCACGAGACUCUGUGCUUCUCCAUCCUGCCUGACUUGAGCCUGGAUCUCCAAGGGGGGCCCCCGCUUGAACCCCACCCAGAUCCUCACAGGCCCCCGGUGGACCCCACAACCCACCUGACGUUUAACCUUCACCUGUCCAAGCGUGAGAGGGAAGCCAAGGAUAGCCUGACGCUGCCUUUCCAGUUCAGCUCCGAAAAGCAGCAGGCGCUGCUGCGCCCCGGGCCCGGCCAGGCCGCCGGCCACAUCUUCUACGAGCCCGACGCCUACGACGAUCUGGACCCAGAAGACCCGGAUGACGACUUGGAUGUCUGACUGGCGGACUUGACCAGCCUGGAGUCGGAAGGGAGGAAGACGACCUUGGACCCGUGACCAUCCUUGCCUUGUUUGCCUGGCCGUACCCGUCCCUGCCCCGCCUCUGUCCCUGUGUGUGUGGAGGGCCUGCCCCCCCACACUUCAGAGUCAGGAAGAAGCUUCUAGGCGGGACAGAAAGUGGGAGGGGGCAGAGGGACAGGUGAGAGAACAGAGACCCCUCCCCUCGCAGCCUAAUAAAGUCUCUAUUUUUUUUUU
This is a messenger RNA of Hyaena hyaena (striped hyena), 1285 nucleotides long. RefSeq names its product elongator acetyltransferase complex subunit 5 (gene ELP5). The transcript is spliced from 8 exons. Gene Ontology annotation, molecular function: tRNA binding. The record is from RefSeq and is a predicted model, not a curated record. NCBI's taxonomy places the organism in Eukaryota, Metazoa, Chordata, Mammalia, Carnivora, Hyaenidae. Bases 137 to 1030 code for a protein of 297 amino acids. Gene Ontology annotation, cellular component: elongator holoenzyme complex; nucleus; cytosol. Gene Ontology annotation, biological process: tRNA wobble uridine modification.